AUGAGUUCCCUACGAUUCCUCGAUCUGGUCAAGCCGUUCGUGCCGUUCCUCCCAGAGGUUCAGCAGCCGGAGACCAAGAUCCCCUUCAACCAGAAGCUCAUGUGGACGGCCCUAACCCUCCUCAUCUUCCUGGUCAUGAGCCAGAUGCCUCUCUACGGUAUCGUCUCCUCCGACAACUCGGAUCCUCUAUACUGGCUGCGAAUGGUCAUCGCGAGUAACCGUGGUACACUGAUGGAAUUGGGUAUCACCCCCAUCAUCUCCUCUGGCAUGGUUUUCCAGCUCCUUGCUGGCACCCACAUGAUCGACGUCAACCUUGACCUCAAGUCCGACCGCGAGCUCUACCAGACCGCCCAGAAGCUCCUGGCCUUCAUCCUCUCCGCCGGUACUGCUACUGUCUACGUCUUCUCCGGUCUCUAUGGACCUCCCUCCGACCUUGGUGCUGGUAUUGUCUUCCUCCUGAUCCUCCAGCUCGUUGUUGCCGGUAUGAUUGUUAUCCUCCUCGACGAGCUCCUCCAGAAGGGCUACGGUCUUGGCAGCGGUAUCUCUCUGUUCAUCGCCACCAACAUCUGCGAGUCCAUCAUGUGGAAGGCUUUCUCUCCCACCACCAUCAACACUGGCCGUGGUCCCGAGUUUGAGGGUGCCGUCAUUGCCCUCUUCCACCUCCUCAUGACCUGGCCCAACAAGCAGCGAGCUCUCCAGGAGGCUUUCUACCGCCAGAACCUCCCCAACAUCAUGAACCUCCUUGCCACCAUUGCCGUCUUCGCCGCUGUCAUCUACCUCCAGGGUUUCCGCGUCGAGAUCCCCGUCAAGUCUUCUCGCCAGCGUGGUGCUCGUGGAUCUUACCCCGUCCGCCUGUUCUACACCUCCAACAUGCCCAUCAUGCUGCAGUCCGCUCUUUCUUCCAACGUCUUCCUUAUCAGCCAGAUGCUCUACUCCCGCUUCUCUGAGAAUCUCCUUGUCCGUCUCUUCGGUGUCUGGGAGGCCAAGGAUGGUUCUUCUCAGCUCCACGCUACCUCUGGUCUCGUCUACUACAUGUCUCCUCCCCAGAACAUGAAGGAGGCUCUUCUCGACCCUAUCCACAUGAGCGCCUACAUCGUCUACAUGCUCGGUGCUUGUGCUCUCUUCUCCAAGACAUGGAUCGAGGUAUCUGGCUCCAGCCCUCGUGAUGUUGCCAAGCAGCUCAAGGAUCAGGGUCUCGUCAUGGCUGGUCACCGUGAUCAGUCCAUGUACAAGGAGCUCAAGCGCAUCAUUCCUACUGCCGCCGCCUUUGGUGGUGCCUGCAUUGGUGCGCUCUCUGUCACCAGUGACCUUUUGGGCGCUCUUGGUUCCGGUACCGGUACUCUCCUUGCUGUCACUAUCAUCUACGGUUACUUCGAAAUCGCUGCCAAGGAGGGUGACAUGGCCGGUAUGAAGGGCAUGAUUAUGGGCUAA
Fusarium fujikuroi IMI 58289 is the source of this 1431-nucleotide messenger RNA. Its product is annotated as probable endoplasmic reticulum insertion protein SEC61. Gene Ontology annotation, biological process: post-translational protein targeting to membrane, translocation; SRP-dependent cotranslational protein targeting to membrane, translocation. Bases 1 to 1431 code for a protein of 476 amino acids. Lineage: Eukaryota; Fungi; Ascomycota; Sordariomycetes; Hypocreales; Nectriaceae. Gene Ontology annotation, cellular component: Sec61 translocon complex; membrane. The record is from RefSeq and is a predicted model, not a curated record. Gene Ontology annotation, molecular function: ribosome binding; signal sequence receptor activity; transmembrane protein transporter activity. The transcript has 3 exons.